Funneliformis mosseae is the source of this 258-nucleotide messenger RNA. The record is from the annotation of a GenBank genome assembly. NCBI's taxonomy places the organism in Eukaryota, Fungi, Glomeromycota, Glomeromycetes, Glomerales, Glomeraceae.
AUGUAUCAAAGGCGUCGAGCUCAACGUAGACAACGACACGUAAAUGGAAUAAAUAGAGUAAUUCGCCGAGGAAAUCGCCAAAGACGCGGUAGAGCCACAUGGAACAACAUGGUUGUAAACCUUGUAAACCUUCCUCCGCAAAUUAUUGAUGAUGAUAAUCCAUUUGCCGAGGUCGGAUCAUGGUCGGUCAGCUUUUUACAAGUUUCUAUUUAUUAUAAGGGAAGAUUGUUAGGAAUAUCGGGUUUUGGGAACGUUUAA